This is a messenger RNA of Exophiala oligosperma, 1402 nucleotides long. RefSeq lists its product as uncharacterized. Gene Ontology annotation, molecular function: protein binding. The record is from RefSeq and is a predicted model, not a curated record. NCBI's taxonomy places the organism in Eukaryota, Fungi, Ascomycota, Eurotiomycetes, Chaetothyriales, Herpotrichiellaceae. The coding region runs from base 82 to 1344 and encodes 420 amino acids. The transcript has a single exon.
CCCUGGUAUACGGAGUAUGAGUUCGGACGUUGAGCUACUCUAUUUCAUCUAACAAUCUGUUCCUACACUAUUCCCGUUGACAUGGCCAAAACCAAGACCAAAUCCCAGCCGAAAGGCAAAGACAUCCUUCGUUCUGCAAACUCCCGUCUAGUAAAAUCCCCAUUGUCAAAGCAGUCCCAGCGAUCGACCGAAGACCUUUUGACGGAAGCGGCACAACUCCUCGAGCAGUCACAACCCGAACUUGCCCUACCCCUAGCUGAGCAAGCCCUUCGACAACUCGAGGCUGAAAGAGAUGCCGAACAAAAUGCAGAUAUUGAUACCCUCUUGCAACUCGCUGCGCAGGGUAAAACAACGUUACCGGAGGCAUUGCUUGUCAAGGCAGAAAUUGAACUAGCCCUCGGCGAAGGAGAUUCUGCAAGAAAGAACUUCUCAAGGGCAGCACAGAUCGACCGCAACGGUGCACUCGUGAGUGCAGAGCCUUGGUUAUGGCUGGCGCAAUUGUGCGAAGAAGGCGGAAGAGAGAGCAUUUCAUAUUUUGAGAGAGGGACCGAGGUUCUACGUAACGAGAUCGAUGUACUUGAAGACGACGACGCACAGGCUCUUAAUGAAACCACAAGCAUACUGGAUGAGAAACGAGCCAAACUCGCAGACACCCUUUGUGCAAUGGCCGAGGUAUACAUGACCGACCUGAGCUGGGAAGAGGAUGCAGAGCAGAAAUGCGAGACGUUUGUUACCGAAGCUGUGGCAGUGUGUCCCGACUAUCUAAGUGCUGGGGUUCUACAGACAUUGGCAAGCGUCCGCAUCAGCCAAGAGCGCAUGGAUGAUGCGAGGCAGGCACUCCGGCGGAGUAUGGAGAUUUGGAAGGACAUUCCAACAGAUACUGAGUCCAGCUCGCGGCCCGACUUUGCCACUCGCGUUAGUCUAGGCAGACUGCUCAUGGAAGUCGAGGCCGAGCCCGAGGCCAUGACGGUCAUUGAAGGGUUGACCCGCGAAGACGACCAGAGCGUCGAAUGCUGGUAUCUGGGUGGAUGGUGUCAGGUGCUAAUCUCUCAAAAGCCCGGUACGACGUCAGAAGAACAGACCAAAAGUCAGGAGAAAGCGAAGAAAUGGCUCGAUGAUUGCCUGAGACUAUAUCGUCUUCAAGAAUAUGAGGAUGACCGAUUACGAGAUCAUGCCCUCGAAUUGGUGCAAGGCUUGAACAAAUCGCUAGGUGUGGAAGACCAAAUGGAUGACGACGACGCCUGGGAAGAUGAAGAAGAAGAUGAGGGUGAUGAAGACGCGGACGUUGAGGUUGAUGAAGAUGGUCUUAGUGGCGAUCAAGAUCGUGAUGUUGAAAUGACAUAACCCGCGCCUAUAGAGCGAGUAAUGUAAACCAAAAUCGUCGGCGCUAUUAUAUGUUUUA